GAAAUUGAAAAUAUAUGAAUCAAAAUCCUUAGAUUCUUGAUACAAUUGUAAUAUAUUAAAUAUACAUUUCAGACUAACUAAGAUGUCAUGUAAAAUACAUAAAAUCAAUUUGUUAAUCAACCAAAAAUAAAUGAGGAAUAAGUUAAUUAGUAAGGAUUUUAAAGAUUUCCAAUUCCCAAUUAGAUUAACAACAAUCAAUUUAAAACACCUCCAUUUGUAGCGCAAUAUAAUUAAUUAUAGUUUGUAUAAGGAAUGCCACCUAAUUUGCCAUAAGGAAUGCCACCUAAUAUGCCAUAAGGAAUGCCACCUAAUAUGCCAUAAGGAAUGCCACCUAAUAUGCCAUAAGGAAUGCCACCUAAUAUGCCAUAAGGAAUGCCACCUAAUAUGCCAUAAGGAAUGCCACCUAAUAUGCCAUAAGGAAUGCCACCUAAUAUGCCAUAAGGAAUGCCACCUAAUAUGCCAUAAGGAAUGCCACCUAAUAUGCCAUAAGGAAUGCCACCUAAUAUGCCAUAAGGAAUGCCACCUAAUAUGCCAUAAGGAAUGCCACCUAAUAUGCCAUAAGGAAUGCCACCUAAUAUGCCAUAAGGAAUGCCACCUAAUAUGCCAUAAGGAAUGCCACCUAAUAUGCCAUAAGGAAUGCCACCUAAUAUGCCAUAAGGAAUGCCACCUAAUAUGCCAUAAGGAAUGCCACCUAAUAUGCCAUAAGGAAUGCCACCUAAUAUGCCAUAAGGAAUGCCACCUAAUAUGCCAUAAGGAAUGCCACCUAAUAUGCCAUAAGGAAUGCCACCUAAUAUGCCAUAAGGAAUGCCACCUAAUAUGCCAUAAGGAAUGCCACCUAAUAUGCCAUAAGGAAUGCCACCUAAUAUGCCAUAAGGAAUGCCACCUAAUAUGCCAUAAGGAAUGCCACCUAAUAUGCCAUAAGGAAUGCCACCUAAUAUGCCAUAAGGAAUGCCACCUAAUAUGCCAUAAGGAAUGCCACCUAAUAUGCCAUAAGGAAUGCCACCUAAUAUGCCAUAAGGAAUGCCACCUAAUAUGCCAUAAGGAAUGCCACCUAAUAUGCCAUAAGGAAUGCCACCUAAUAUGCCAUAAGGAAUGCCACCUAAUAUGCCAUAAGGAAUGCCACCUAAUAUGCCAUAAGGAAUGCCACCUAAUAUACCAUAAGGAAUGCCACCUAAUUUGCCAUAAGGAAUGCCAGGAAUGCUACCAGGAAUGCAAUAAGGAAUGCCAGGAAUGCCAGGAAUGCUACCAGGAUUGCAAUAAGGAAUGCCAGGAAUGAUACCAGGAAUGCAAUAAGGAAUGUAAUAAGGAAUGGUUCCUCCAUAAAUUUUUAAUUCUAUAAAUUCUCUAAAUUCAAUUGGUUAAUUUCCUCAACCUCAGUUCAAUCAAAAUUUAGCUAAAAAUUAGGAUGAAAACUAAAAAUAAUAAUUAGAUAAAUUAAAGAAAGAAAUAGAGAAAUUAACAAAUGAAAUAGAGGGACUUAACGAGGAGAAAUAAAAAAUUGAAAAUGAUUCCAAAAAAAAGAAUUCAGAAAAUAAUGAUUUAAAAUAAUAACUAGAAUAAUUAACAAGCAAAUUAGAAGAUUCUUAAAGAAAGUACGAUUAGAAUGAUAAAUAAUUAAAAGGAACUAUAAUUAAUUUAGAAUAAAAAAUUAAGUAUGAAAUGGAAUAGUAGGAGCAUUAUAAAAAUCAAUAUAAGGAUAGUGAAGUUACAAUAAAAAAAUUAAAUACAGAGAUAUAAAAUUUGAAGACGGAACUAAAAAAUUUAAAAGAAACUAAUGAAAAUGCUACAAAAAAAAUAUAUUAAUAUAACUAAUAAAACGAUGAAGCGCAAAAUUAAAAAAAAAAAAUUUAAGAUUAUUAAAAUUAGAUAAAACAAAAAGAUGAUAAAAUUGCAGAACAAAAUCUAACGAUUGAAAAUUUAAAAUAAGUCAAAGCCCAAUAAAAUCAAGAUUAAUAGGUUGUAUCAAGGUUAUAGCAACAAUUAUCUGAACUUAAUCAAAAAAUAAAUGAUUUAUCCUAAGAAAAUAAGCAUUUAUAAGGCUAGAAAAAUAAUUUUGAAAAUGAUUACAAAAACAUAUAGAAUGAGCUUGAAAUUCUUUAAAUUGAGAUUAAAAAGUAUUAAAGAAAUGAAGAAUUCUUAAAAGAAUCUCUAUAAUAAGCUUACUUAUAAUUAGAAAAUAAUUCUAAAAAUUUGUCAAAAGAUUAGGCAAAAGAAUAUGAAGAUUAAUUACGUAAAAUUAAAGAAAGUAGAGAAAAUGAUAAUAAAAUAGUUUUGGAAAAUUUCGCCAUAGAAAAAAACAGAAUUUUAUAAAAACAGCAAGAGGAUAUAUAAAAAUAAAAGUAAUUAAAUAAUCUCGGUAAAUAAAAAAUGAAUGAAUUUGCAAGAAAGGCUAGUUCAAUAUAAUGUUGCUUUUUGAUAGAUUUAAUAAAGUAAUAUUAAUUAAUUUAUAUAUUUAGAUCAAGUGAGAAAAUAGGAAAUGCUAUAAUAAAAGCUGCAGAAACAUGUUGUACAUUAAUUAAAAAGACAACAAAUAGAGAAUCAUAUUGGGGGGCAGUUUGCUAUGGUUAUAAUAAAAAAGAGUUUAAUCUUUAAAAUCAAUAAUUUUCAAACUCACCUGAUAUUUUAUCAGGGUUUUUAAAAAGAUAAAAAUUAUUAAAGGAUCCAAAAGAUUAGCCAGAAGAUUUAAAGUCGGCUUUAUAAAAUAUGCUCACUUUAAAUUGGUCUGAAAAAUACAAACUCGCUAUAGUUAUAGCUAAUUCACCCUGUCAUGGAAAAAGAUAUCAUAAUCCUAAAAAAUAUUUUAAGUAUUUUUUUUUUAAAAAUGAUUAUGAUAUAAAGCCUAAUGAUGAUAUGGAAGAGAUAAUCAAGGAAAUAAUUAAAAGGGAUAUUAUACUUUUAGUUAUAAGAUUUAAUGAUGAAACAAAAGUGAUGUGCAAUGAAUUAGAAAAAACAUAUGCCAAACUUAAAUAUCCUUAGCUAUUUUUUACUCUUUCAGUAAAAGGCCUUGAUUAAAAAAAUUCUGAAUUCGAACUUAUCUAACAAAUUUAGAAAAUGGCUGCCUUUAUCAUAGGAACUGAUAACAAAACGACAAGAACUAAAAUAAAUUAAUAGGUUAGAAUGUAAAAUUUUGAAGAAGGUUAAAAAGAUAUGAAAAAUUUAAAAGAGGAAGUUUAUAAUUUAAAUAAUGAAAUGCAAAAAGAAAUUUAAAAUAAAGGAGAGCAAUAAGAAAAAUAAAUUUCAAUAAAUUUACUUCAGGAUGCAUAAGAAGAUAUAAAAUAAUAUGAAGCAGGUGUUGAAAAAUUAAGAGAAUGUAGUGAUGGUGCUUUAUAAGCCCUAUGUAAGAAAGGAGAUAUUUUCGAUUUCGACAAAAAAGCAAAAUGUUAAGAGUUUUCUUGCAAAGUUUAUAAAGUUGAGCUCAAAUAGGAAUCAUUUAAAAAAAAAAUAGAGACAAUUGAAUAAAUCUCAUAUAAAUCAGAUGAUUUCGAUUUAAAAUUUGAAAGUGAAUGGUAAUGUAUUAGAACUUAUAGUCCUUUUGCAUUUGGAAUGAUGAAAGCAGUCUAUUUGAUGAAAAAAAAAAAUAAUACAGAUGAAAUUUAUGUUGUUAAAAUUCCAAUUCAAUAAGGACCUUAUAAAUCUAAAGAAUAGGCAGUUAAUGAUUGCCGAUCACAUUUAAUUGCGAAAAGUUUAAUGAAAGAUUUUAUGGAAUAAGUCAGCAAUAACAAUAAAGGCAUAUAGAUAGUUUAAUAUACAGAUUUCUUAUUAUUAGAAGAGAAUGAACGUAUAUAAUUAAUUAUUUUUUAGAUAAAUAUUGGAUUGCAGAAAGAUUCUUUAAAGGAACUUUUGAAAAAUAUAAUAAUAAUGAUGGUUAUAUAAGUGAUGCUAAAACUGAGUUGAAUGCUAUUUCCUAGGCCUUCUCCUACUUUACUUAUUAGAAGAGCUCAUUUAACUACAUAGUUAAUGAUAUUUAGGGUGUUGGCAAUUACUUUACUGAUCCAGCUAUUAAUACAAUUAAAGGUAUAAUAUACGAAAAAGAAUUUAGGUAAUUUUGAUGAAACUGAUGUUGGAGAGGAUGGAAUUUCAAGUUAUUUAUCAACCCUAUAAAUGAGAAAAGGAAUAUGCGAAUAAUUAUUAAAAUCUAUAGACAUUGAAAUCGAUUGAUAAUGGUUUAAUUGAGAUUAAUUCAAAAUAUUAUAAGACAUAAUCUAAAUGCAAG
Paramecium primaurelia is the source of this 4213-nucleotide messenger RNA. The record is from the annotation of a GenBank genome assembly. Lineage: Eukaryota; Ciliophora; Oligohymenophorea; Peniculida; Parameciidae.